Molecule: messenger RNA, 975 nt
Organism: Letharia columbiana
Lineage: Eukaryota; Fungi; Ascomycota; Lecanoromycetes; Lecanorales; Parmeliaceae
Exons: 4
Coding region: 1-975 (324 amino acids)
Molecular function (GO): zinc ion binding
Source: RefSeq, a predicted model, not a curated record
AUGCCAGUCACUCGUUCUCAGACCCAAUUCCCCCAGCAAAGGGCAGGACGAUCUCCGCGAGGUCGGGCUCGAGGUCGCGGUCGUGGCCGUGGCCGUGGCCGCGCUCAACCUCCAGCACUAACUAUAGCCCCUGUUUCGGGAUACGCAGGUCUUCAGUAUGAUACCCAACACCUGUCUCCCAGCUCUACUCAGACAGCUGUUGAAGGUUUGGAGUCCAUGUUCUCGGUCGAUCUUGUACGACCAUACGGAGAUGGCAGAGAUAGAUAUUAUGCCUUCCAGCUAAGAAUUCCAGUUGCAGUGCGAGUAUACAAUCCGGAUAGUCAACGAAUACUGCAAGACAGGGUCGAAUGUUCUUGUCAGGGUUAUCGAAUGUCACGAAGUGCAUGUCCGCAUCUAUAUUGGCUCUUUGGACGCUUUCAUGCCAUCUUGAGCGAAGACCAGCAAGUAGCCAGCUCGGAAAAUUCCACACAAAUAGAAGUGACUUCUCGCUUGAGUGAGCUGUACCCUCUCAUUGAGGAACGGCAUGUUUCCUUACCCAUGAGUCUCAACAACGUUGAAGGGGACGACGAAGAAGAACUCACGAAAAUAGACAGUCUAUGUGAUAUUCUCUCAAGCUUUGAUGAGGGUCGCACCCCAAGCGAGUACAAGCGCGAUGUUGUAGACAACCAGCAGCCACCAAUGUCUUUCGACGACAUCUUCGUUCCAGGAGAUAUCUCCCGAACGAUCUAUCGGCUUGCAAUCUAUGAUGAAGCCUUCUAUCAGUACCUGCGGCAGGUGGUACCACCCGACGUGUGUGCCAGGCAGUACUAUAAUAAGCAGCGUCAGAGAGCGAGGCUUGCGGUUCAAUGCCUUGGCCAUUAUGGUCGGAGUGGACCUCAAACCGGACACGCAAGGAACAAUAGUAACCGCCCUUCCCGAAUUUCAUCUUCCCCUUUCAUACCACUUCUUGAGUCUGAAGACAAUUUUGAGGAAUAG